Messenger RNA from Phlebotomus papatasi, 894 nucleotides. RefSeq names its product vesicle transport protein GOT1B. Lineage: Eukaryota; Metazoa; Arthropoda; Insecta; Diptera; Psychodidae. The record is from RefSeq and is a predicted model, not a curated record. The transcript is spliced from 4 exons. Gene Ontology annotation, biological process: endoplasmic reticulum to Golgi vesicle-mediated transport; retrograde transport, endosome to Golgi. Gene Ontology annotation, cellular component: endoplasmic reticulum; membrane. Bases 315 to 746 code for a protein of 143 amino acids.
CUGACUGAAAGGUUGCAUUUUGUUUUGGAGACGUCAUCACUGUCAACUCUGAAGGGAUGUUUUUCCCAAAAAACUAACCGCUUUUUCUCAGUAUUUCUCACAAUUUCUACCCAUAAAUCUCAGUUGAAGUGAAAAUUUAGUUCAUUGUUGUUCUAUUUGCAAUAAAAAUAGUAAAAAAUGUGCAUUUUUGAGAAAAUGGCAGCUCCGUGAAAAAAGCCAGUGACGUGGAGAUUUGUUAGGUUAGGUGACGAAGAUAAACUUUUGGAGGGUGAUUUAGAAAUUAGUUUUUAGAGGAUUUCCAGCAGCCGGACAACAUGUUUGAGAUCACAGAUACACAGAAAAUUGGGGUUGGUUUAGCUGGUUUUGGGAUAUCUUUCCUCUUCCUUGGCAUCCUCCUGCUCUUCGACAAAGGACUUCUGGCCAUUGGGAAUAUACUUUUCCUCUGCGGACUUGCCUGCGUUAUUGGCCUGGAGAGGACCUUCAGAUUCUUCUUCCAGAAGCACAAAGUAAAAGCCUCCAUCGCCUUUUUUGGUGGUAUUGUCAUUGUCCUCGUGGGCUAUCCACUCAUAGGAAUGAUCCUGGAGAUCUAUGGCUUUGUCCUUCUCUUCAGUGGCUUCUUCCCCGUCGCCAUAAAUUUCCUGAGAAGGGUUCCAGUUUUGGGAUCCUUCCUCAAUAUGCCGGGUGUGAGUCGAGUAGUGGAUAAAUUGGCUGGAGACUCCAAUCGGACGACGGAUUUUGCCGAAUAGAGAAAUGGAAGGCAGAAGAUACAGUCUCAUGGGAUAAAUAGUGACCCACCUGUUAUUUUUUCCGUAUUUUUUUUUUGAUAAUCUUAUGUUUAAACAUUGUGCUUGGAUUCUUUUACAACGAUAAUUAAUAAAUUUCAAUUAAAAUUUA